CAGAUUUACAACUAAACUAUGACAACGUGAAGGGAGAUUCCUUUCCCUCUCAUCUCACAAACACAAGACCAGCCAACACUCCAGCAAGCCAAGCUGAAGGCUACAGAAACCUGAUCCGACAGCAGCUUGUUUCCACAGGCCCGGAUCUCACACACGUGGUCUGGUGUUUCUGUGCCUGCAGGAGAUGGAGGAGGGAUACGAGCUGGACCUCACCUAUGUGACGGAGCGCAUCAUCGCGGUGUCCUUCCCUCAGGACGGCUUCGAGGACACGUACCUGCGGAACCUGAGGGACGUCACGCGCAUGCUGCGGUCCAAACACGCGGACAACUAUCUGGUGAUCAACCUGUCGGAGAGGAAGCCGGAGCUCAGCAAGAUGAACCCGAAGACUCUGGACACGGGCUGGCCGGACCUGCACGCUCCUCCUCUGGAUAAGAUCUGCACCGUCUGCAAGGCCAUGGAGAACUGGCUGAGCGCUGACCCGCUGCACGUGGUGGUCAUUCACUGCAGGGGUGGCAAGGGUCGGAUCGGAGUCGUCAUCUCCUCAUUCGUUCACUUCACAGACGUCUCUGCCAGUGCAGAUCAGGCGCUGGACCGCUUCGCCAUGAGGAAGUUCUACGACGACAAGGUUUCUGCGCUGAUGACUCCAUCUCAGAGGAGGUACGUGUGUAUCCUCAACAGUCUCCUGAGCGGCUCCAUCAAGAUGAACACGUGUCCUCUGUUCCUGCACUGUGUCAUCCUUCAGGGCUUCGACCGCGCCGCGGUGUGUCAGCCGUAUGUGAAGGUGUAUCAGGCGAUGCAGGUGGUCUACGUCUCAGGAAUAUACCACAUGGGAGCCGGUCACAGAGACAGGAUCUGUAUGACGCUGGAGCCGGCACAGAUGCUGAAGGGAGACAUCAUGGUGAAAGGCUUCCGUCAGAGCAGCCGGUCCGAGAGAGACGUUAUGUUCAGGGUUCAGUUCCACACGGGAGCGGUUCAGGCCUACAGCCUCGUGUUUCAGAAGGACGACAUGGAGCACGCCAACAAAGACUCCAGGUUUCCAGAUUAUGGCAAAGUGGAGCUAGUGUUCUCUGAUGGCCCAGAACCGAUUUCAGGUUCAGAGCGCUGGCUGAACGGUCCAGAUGUGACGGUCGACUACACCAGCACAGAUUCACUCUCUAAAUGGGACUCGUAUGGGAACAUCUGCAGUGAAGCGGGUCCGAUCCUGGAGCGACUGGUGAAGCGUGACGUCAGCAGAGGCUCCACCCCCUCGGGAGCCCCGCGGAGCCCCGACCACACGCUCUCGGCCAGCACCGACUCCGGCCUCUCCAGCGCCCCCGACUGCUGGCCCACCCCGGGGCCCCGAGCGCCUCAGCCCAGCCGGCAGGAGCGGGUGGAGCUCAAGCGGCUGCUCAGCGGCUUCGGCCUGGACGAGGCGAGCCGAGCCCCCCCGCAGAAUCACCUGAACGGGCGCUCGCGGCCCAAGGAGCGUGAGACCGACAUCCUGGACGACGAAGUCCUGAGCUCGCGGCACGACCUGCACAGCGCAGACAGCCUGGGCACGCUCUCCUCGUCCUGUCACAAGAGCAGCCAGAACUCUCUGCUGUCGGACGGCUUCGGCAGCCCCGGGCGAACGGAGGAGACGCACACGGCGGCUGUGGACAAGUACGAGCGGAGAGCCGCUCACAGAGGCGCGUCCCUCCCCGCCGGCUCUCCGGGUCCCAGGCACCCGUUCCCGCACGGGGGAUACUCCACGCAGACCUGGGUCCAUCAGCAGCAGCUGGUCACGGCACAGCAGUACCUGUACCUGCCAGAGGAGGACGCCGGCGAGCAGCGCUUCCACAGCCACACGCAGGGGCUCCUGCCCAAACACACCGAGCAGAAAGAGCCUGCGGUGAGGCCUGAGACCCCGCGGAUCCAGGAGCCGGACCACAAACACGACGAGGAGUUCAGCUCACUCACACUGGACAUCGACAACUCCAUUCACCAGCUCAACCAGCUCAUUCUGGACCUGGACCCCAGCUUCGUGCCCAUCUCCACCAAACCCAGCUCAGCCCCGGACAGCACCGGGGACAGAGAGAGGAGUCGGCAGACGGGUGGUGUUCAGCUCAGCGCAGCUCGUGGACACUCGUCCUGGACUCUGGAUCACACACACACACUGACGCCCAGCGCUGACCGCGACACACACACACAGUGUGGAGCAGUGUUCAGUACAGACGGUGUUCAGUUCUCAUCUCACACUGCGCUGGACACUGGCAGUGACGUGAUGCCCUUAACACCAGCGUUCCCCAUCUCACCAUCCACUCCUUACGGGAAGAGCGUGAUGAUGAACUAUCCUCCGUUCAGACAGACUCUGUCUCCUUCAUUCGGAUCCUAUAGAGCUGAACACGACACGAGAGAGACUGCAGGGUUUAUGGGACACACAGCGUCAGAUGAAGCUUUACAGCACAGAGCGCACGUCCAGCCUGCCAUCGGGGACAUCAUGUGCUUCUCCGACAGCUACAGGUCUCCACAGUCCAUCUCUGCUCAUCCCUCGGACUCCGUGAGCUUCGCCCCAGUGUCUUCUGUCCCGUCUCAACACUCCCUCCCUGCGCCGAACGCCCACAGCUCUCCUCUCAGCGGGCCGAGAGCCAAAGCCCUCCAGCAGAUGUUCAGCCUGGGCCCGGCGCUGGAGGGACUCGACUGCCAGCCGCCGCCUCAGAACCUCGUGGGGUUCGACGGAGAGACCUCGCAGGGGUCAGCGUCUACAUCUCCCAGCGGCUUCUCCAGUCCUCACAGCGCGAGCUCGCUCAGUAUCCCGUUUCCCAGCGUGCUGCCGGAGCUGCAGACCGGCUCGUGCCCGAGUGCUCCUGACCCCCGAGCUGAUGCUGCAGAGGUGCUCUCCAGCAAGCAGAUGACCGUGAACUUCGUCCAGGACACCUCCAAAUACUGGUACAAGCCAGACAUCGCACGAGACCAAGCUAUAGCGUUGCUGAAGGACACAGAGCCCGGCUCCUUCAUCGUUCGGGACAGUCACUCGUUCCGCGGCGCGUACGGGCUGGCCAUGAAAGUGUCCACAGCGCCUCCAUCGGCACUGCAGCAGGGCAAGAGAGGAGUCGACCCGUCCAGCGAGCUGGUGCGGCACUUCCUCAUCGAGUGCACCCCGAGGGGCGUUCGGCUCAAGGGAUGCCCCAAUGAACCCUACUUCGGCAGUCUGACGGCUCUGGUCUGUCAGCACUCCAUCACUCCUCUGGCUCUUCCAUGCCAACUCAUCAUACCUGACAGAGAUCCUCUAGAGGAGGCUGUUAGUGCAUCUUCACAGUCCAUUUCCAAUUCUGCAGCUGAACUCUUGAAACAAGGAGCAGCCUGUAACGUGUGGUUUCUGGGCUCGGUGGAGAUGGAGUCUCUGACGGGUUAUCAGGCGGUGCAGAAGGCCACCAGUGAGAUCCUGAACACGCACUCGCUCCCGUCCUCCACCGUAGUGCACUUUAAAGUGUCCUCGCAGGGAAUCACACUCACCGACAACCGGAGAAAACUGUUCUUCAGAAGACACUAUGCUGUCGGCACAGUCAUAUUCUGUGCUCUGGACCCUCAGGACCGGAAGUGGAGACGAGACGGCUGCAGCUCAGCGAAGGUCUUUGGGUUCGUGGCUCGUAAAGCGGGCAGUGGCAUGGAGAACGUGUGUCACCUGUUCGCGGAGCACGACCCCGAGCAGCCCGCCAGCGCCAUCGUCAACUUCGUCUCCAGAGUCAUGAUUGGCUCACAGAAGGUGUGAUGUCAUGAAGAGGGCGUGGCCUGUCGAGGAAUGCUGAUCAACAGAUUUCCUCCAAUGAGCUGAAAGACGUGGGACUCUGGGACUGAUCACAUGACAAACCUUCUGAAAUGAAACAUGUACAUUGUUUUGUAUAUUUUUGUAUUGAAAGUGUAUGUAUCGUGGGGACAGACUCAAAGGAAUUAUUCUUAUUGAAAAUAAAUCUCAAUAUAUGUGUAUGAACUUUUUAAAAUUA
Molecule: messenger RNA, 3962 nt
Organism: Rhinichthys klamathensis goyatoka
Lineage: Eukaryota; Metazoa; Chordata; Actinopteri; Cypriniformes; Leuciscidae
Product: tensin-3-like
Exons: 28
Coding region: 185-3730 (1181 amino acids)
Biological process (GO): dephosphorylation
Molecular function (GO): phosphatase activity; protein binding
Source: RefSeq, a predicted model, not a curated record